Molecule: messenger RNA, 2538 nt
Organism: Gekko japonicus
Lineage: Eukaryota; Metazoa; Chordata; Lepidosauria; Squamata; Gekkonidae
Product: polycystic kidney disease 2-like 2 protein
Exons: 15
Coding region: 1-2538 (845 amino acids)
Biological process (GO): detection of mechanical stimulus
Cellular component (GO): membrane
Molecular function (GO): calcium channel activity; calcium ion binding
Source: RefSeq, a predicted model, not a curated record
AUGUCUGAAAUGUCAGACUGGAACCGGAAUGGUGUUACGAAACCACGACUGAGCCGUAGCAGAGAACUAGAAAUGAAAACUACUCUUCAAGAGCUAUUGUUAUACAUCAUUUUCCUUACAGAUCUCUGUAUAUUGACAUUUGGAAUGGUGAGCACAGAUAUGUAUUACCUAAACAAAGUCAUGUCGACUCUCUUUCUGGAAACCCCUUUGUCAGAAGCAGAUGACACUGACUUCAAGUCCAUUGCAAGUGUUACUGACUUUUGGAAGUAUGUAGAAGGACCUCUUCUGGAUGGCCUUUAUUGGGACACAUUUUACCCUAGUAGUACUACACCUAUUCACCCUGGUAGUUCUACGAGUCAUAUCUACUACGAGAACUUACUGUUAGGAGUAGCUCAAGUUCGGCAGUUAAAAAUCCGUAACGACACAUGUUCUAUCUAUCCCUCUUUCCGAGCAUUUAUGAAAGAGUGCUAUGGUCCAUACCGCUAUACAUCAGAGGAUAAAGAACCCUUUGGCCUUAAGAAUGAUACUGAGUGGCGGUAUUCUAUUGCUAAGUCACUAUCCUUGUGGCAUUGGGGACGUAUUGGUCUAUACAGUAAUGGAGGAUUUACAUUCACCUUGCCUAAGUCAAAGAAUGCAAGUAUAGACAAGCUCAGCUAUCUCAAGGAGCAUGGUUGGCUCACCAGAGGGACAAGAGUUGUCUUCAUUGACUUUUCAAUGUAUAAUGCCAAUGUAAACCUCUUCUGUAUAGUCAGGCUGGUUCUGGAAUUUCCUGCAACAGGUGGAAUACUCCCUUCCUGGCAGUUCUAUUCAGUAAAGCUUCUCAGAUAUGUCACUUACUAUGAUUAUUUCUUGGCCUCAUGUGAAGUCAUCUUUUGCCUCUUCAUCUUAAAUUUCAUCAUUCAAGAAUGUCUAAAAAUAAAAACACUAAAAAAAGAAUAUGUUAAAAAUGCCUGGAACUGGCUGGAUGUGUUAUUGAUCCUGUUGUCUGUUUUUGCUAUUGCCUUCAAUGUUUACCGCACUAUGGAAGUCACCAGGUUGAUGGAAAAUCUGCUCUCCAAUUCAUUUGCCUAUCCAGACUUUUAUUUUCUUGCAUUCUGGCAGACACGUUACAAUAAUAUGAUUUCAGUGAAUGUCUUUUUUGCAUGGAUAAAGAUAUUUAAGUACAUAAGCUUUAACAAGACCAUGACUCAGCUGUCUUCCACUCUGUCCCGCUGCGCUAAAGACAUCAUAGGAUUUGCGAUCAUGUUCUUUAUCAUCUUCUUUGCGUAUGCACAGUUGGGUUACCUGGUUUUUGGGUCGCAAGUGGAUGAGUUUUCCACCUUCCAGAAUUGCAUUUUUACCCAGUUUCGCAUUGUGCUUGGAGAUUUUAACUUUGCCAGUAUAGAACAAGCAAACCGGAUCCUUGGACCCAUUUACUUCAUUACAUUUGUAUUCUUUGUGUUCUUCGUAUUGCUGAACAUGUUCUUGGCGAUCAUUAAUGACACAUACUCUGAAGUGAAAGCUGACUUUUCAGUUAUCCCUAGCAGAGAAUUUGAGAUCAGUGACCUUAUUAGACAGAGUUACAAUAAAGCUCUGGUGAAACUGAAACUGAAGAGUGCAUCACAGACAGAUUUGUACACAGUAAGACACAAGGAGAUGAGGGGUCACUGGCCAACAAAAGCGGCCAGAAAGCAGAUGCCCAGAGAAAGGCACUCAGACCCUGAGAAGGAACAGUCACCAGAACCUGACAUGUCUCAUAGGGAGGAAGGGGAGUUCCUUUCUGAUGAGAAAGUGGAAGAUAUUAGCGUUCCACAGCCAGCCUCACGCUUGUUUAAAGCAGAGGACUUUCACUAUCACGUGACAAAUAAAGACCCUACUCUGUCUCAAGAAAAUGUUCAGGCUUCAUCUGUCACCUUCAUGCAAUGUAGUGCCAUAGUUGUGGUGCAGCCCAAGAGUGACCUUGCCAUGAGCACGUUGCCUUCUCCCUCGGGAUCGCCUUCUGAUUACCAAUAUUGGUGUCCUGAUGAACAAGAUCGGCCUGAUAACUAUCCGUAUUAUUAUCUGAAGUCUCCUACUCCUCGCCGACACCACUAUGAUCGGCUUCGUCACUUCGAACAUCCUGAUCAUCUACGCAUAUCAGAUCACACCAGACGUUCUCGGUCCAUGACUUUGACCCGCUCUGUGGCUCCUGACCAGCCUCCUGAGCUCUCGAGACCUAGGGAGGCCCCAAAGUGUUCUCCCUCAGGACCUGGGCUUCAUUCCCCUACUGAUGACUCGAUACCGGCUGAUCUCACUCAACCGCGGAGAUCCUCCUCUCCCAUGUCGAUUUCCGAUAACUUGGAUUCGGGAGACCUCAAACUCAAUGUUCCACACAUCAGCAAUGAGCUUCAGGCCUCGGGUUCUAUUUCACCAACUGAAGGUCCGAAAGCCCAUGCUUGGCUAAGAGGUACCUCUUUACAGCCCGAUGUGAAAUUUCGGAUUGAGGACCUCCCCUUCGAUGGUGAAGGUCUCUUCCACUCUACCACUGACGAGGCCUUAAAGGCUGUCGAUGAUAGUUGA